GCGGGUACGGGUGCGGCUCCCCGAACCCGGGUGUCCUGAACUAAGGGACGGCGACAGUGUCCCCCGCGGGUGGGUGGACGUCUGUCCAUCCGGAAGGCGCCAGGCGAGUUGAAGACGGCGACCAUGGAAAACAAGCCGCUGGUGGUGUCCAAGCAGAAGGCGGAGGUGGUGCGCGGGGUCCCCACGCAGGUGGUCUGCACCGCCUUCAGCAGCCACAUCCUGGUGGUGGUGACGCAGUUCGGGAAGAUGGGCACCGUGGUGUCGCUGGAGCCCGGCCGCGGGGGCGGCGACCUCAGCCAGCCGCUGCUGACCACCCGGGUCCUCCUCGGGCCGGACGAGCCUCUCAUCCACGUCUUCGCAAAGAACCUGGUCGCAUUUGUGUCCCAAGAAGCCGGAAACAGAGCAGUGCUCCUGGCCUUGGCCGUGAAGGACAAGAGCAUGGAGGAGCUGAAGGCCUUGAAGGAUGUCAUCCGGGUGUGCCAGGUGUGGUGACCUGCAGUCAGCAGGACCAGGUGGAGGCUGGGUCCCCUACCAGGGUAUCCAAGACCCCUCCUCCGAGUCAGGAGGAGCCUCUGUGCCUUAGCCUUCGAAGCCAGAAAAGACAUCACAUGGCGGGCAGACGCCCGCAGGUGGUGACUGUCAUGGCGGGUGGUGGAGCAGGGAGUGGCUCUCAGAGGGACGGGUGCAUCUGUCUCAGUGACAGAUGAGUCAACCGGUGUGGCUCCUGGCCCCCAGAGCGCAGUAGCACUCAGAGAUUAUUUUUUAAUAAAAGUAAAUAUGUGUUCUUCAAAUACAUCAGUGCCCCUAACGACGCUGACAACAGCCUAAGUUCAGUUUAGCGCCUCGGUGGAAGGUGGCUUUGUGGUGGCAGCGGUGUGGUCUGAGGCUGACGGACGAGUCCCAGGUGUGGGUGGUGUGGUUUCUUUCUUCCAUGUGUCUUCGUGCUCCUCUGCCGUGACCCUCAGUGUCAGCUCCGCUCAGCAUUUGGUUCUGUCACUGUGGACACAGGCCGGGCCUCGGGAGCCACAGCACAAUGGGAGAAGGACGUGUGCAGAGGUUGCCUGUGACCGACUCAACCAGGACAGGCAGCACUGU
Molecule: messenger RNA, 1095 nt
Organism: Castor canadensis (American beaver)
Lineage: Eukaryota; Metazoa; Chordata; Mammalia; Rodentia; Castoridae
Gene: Psmg3
Product: proteasome assembly chaperone 3
Biological process (GO): proteasome assembly
Source: RefSeq, a predicted model, not a curated record